AUGUCCGCAGAUGAUUCAUUCGGUAAAGAUGGUGGAUAUGGAGAGGAUCAUAAAUAUCAAGCGCAACAGUUACUUUCUAUCAUUCUCGAUGUGCAGCAUUCGUCGGGCAAUCGUGCAUCGACAUUCAGAAUUGGCCUUUCCGGUCCGCCUGGUGUAGGAAAAUCUACAUUCAUCGAACGCUUUGGAAUGCAUAUUCUUUCUCAAGGUCAUCGUGUAGCUGUUCUCGCCAUAGAUCCAUCUUCAUCUCGGACAGGUGGGUCAAUUUUGGGUGAUAAAACCCGUAUGCUUGAAUUGUCACGGCAAGAAAACGCGUAUAUUCGGCCAUCUGCAA
This is a messenger RNA of Racocetra fulgida, 331 nucleotides long. The record is from the annotation of a GenBank genome assembly. Lineage: Eukaryota; Fungi; Glomeromycota; Glomeromycetes; Diversisporales; Gigasporaceae.